CACGACGGUCAAAGCGAGUUCCGCGAAGUUCCUGAGAUCGCUGAAGCUCCAAAUGUGACAACAGAGAGCUUCCCAUACAUAUCGCUUCGUUACUCGAAAGUCUUUAAAAUAAAGGAGUUGGGAGACGCGACGUCGAUGGCAUUUAUGAAAUGGCGCUGCACUCUUUCGAGUAACACUGUAGGACAUGUAGAUGAUGUGUUGGAGUUUCCAACAGUACAUAUGUUGAAAAUUCAUGCUUUAAACCAUUUUCGGACAUAUCAUGAUGGCUUUUUUGAUACGAGUUUCUUGGACUAUGAAUGGGAACUUCUGAAGAAAGAACUUCCAAGUUCAGCCACUGCUUUUUUUUAUUCACCUCUUGCUUGCAGCUUUAACGGGGAGCCAUUUGAUACUACAAAUCCGAAUCACUUCAAUGCUCCAUUCAAGGCCGAUCUGCUUCCAAGAUUGUUCCAGGAAGUUCAGGUUUGUGGCUUCUGUUUCUGGUGUGGAUAUCCAUCGCAGUUUCUGAAUCAUAUUCUUUGUCAUGGCUAUAUUGAUACUGGGUUGGUUUUAUCAGCUCGAAUAUCCUUAUUAUAA
Molecule: messenger RNA, 573 nt
Organism: Strongylus vulgaris
Lineage: Eukaryota; Metazoa; Nematoda; Chromadorea; Rhabditida; Strongylidae
Source: the annotation of a GenBank genome assembly